Messenger RNA from Notodromas monacha, 1455 nucleotides. The record is from the annotation of a GenBank genome assembly. Lineage: Eukaryota; Metazoa; Arthropoda; Ostracoda; Podocopida; Cyprididae.
GCGUUGUUGCAAGCCCACGACGUUGUAGCACAGGAGGUGUACGGAGAAGAGGCGAUCCGAGUGACGCCGCCGCCGAGCGCCAUGGGCCCGUUUGCAAACGGCGCCUCUGGCGGCCUGUCGAGUUUCGGCAACUCUGGCGGACUUUCAGGCUCCACGUUUGGGCUGGCUGGCGGCGGUCUGUUCCGGAUCAGACCGGAGCCGGUUCUUAUCUUUGUGAGGGCGCAGUUUGACUACGACCCUUUGCAAGAUGAUAUCAUUCCAUGUGCUCAAGCGGGCAUUGCUUUCAAUACUGGAGAUAUUCUGCAGAUAAUCAGCAAAGAUGACCACAAUUGGUGGCAGGCGAAAAAAGAGAAUUGCUCCACAGCUGGACUCAUUCCGUCUCCCGAACUGCAAGAAUGGCGAACUGCGGCCACUGCCAUGGACAAGCACAAACAUGAACAAGCUUGUUUCUAUCAGUAUGAAAUGCUGGACAUAAGAAGAGAAGUUGCUCUGAUCUUUGUGAGGGCGCAGUUUGACUACGACCCUUUGCAAGAUGAUAUCAUUCCAUGUGCUCAAGCGGGCAUUGCUUUCAAUACUGGAGAUAUUCUGCAGAUAAUCAGCAAAGAUGACCACAAUUGGUGGCAGGCGAAAAAAGAGAAUUGCUCCACAGCUGGACUCAUUCCGUCUCCCGAACUGCAAGAAUGGCGAACUGCGGCCACUGCCAUGGACAAGCACAAACAUGAACAAGUGAAUUGUGCUUUCUGGGGCAAGAAGCGAAAACAGAUAAAAGACAAAUACUUGGCCAAGCACAACGCCAUCUUUGACCAGUUGGACCUGGUGACCUAUGAGGAAGUGGUGAAGCUGCCAGCGUUUCAGCGCAAAACCCUGAUAAAAGACAAAUACUUGGCCAAGCACAACGCCAUCUUUGACCAGUUGGACCUGGUGACCUAUGAGGAAGUGGUGAAGCUGCCAGCGUUUCAGCGCAAAACCCUGGUGCUGCUUGGCGCCCAUGGUGUGGGUCGCAGGCACAUCAAAAACACCCUGAUUGCAAUGCAUCCCACCAAAUACGCUUAUCCUAUUCCUCAUACGACGAGGUCCCCGCGAAAGGACGAAGAGAACGGGAAGCAAUACUACUUUGUGUCGCAUGACGAAAUGAUGGCGGACAUUGCGGCCAACGAGUACUUGGAGUACGGGACCCACGAGGACGCCAUGUAUGGUACCAAGCUGGAGACCAUCCGGCGGAUCCACGCGGAAGGCAAAGUGGCCAUUUUGGACGUGGAACCACAGGCCCUGAAGUUUGAUGGGAGUCUCGAGAGACUCAUCAGAGAGUCAGAGGUUCUCCGCCAGGCCUACUGCCACUUCUUUGACCAGACCAUCAUCAACAAUGACAUUGAAGCUACCAUUGCGACUCUGGAAAGGUCCCUGGACCGCAUUCACUGCACCCCUCAGUGGAUCCCAGUCUCCUGGGUCUACUGA